This is a messenger RNA of Vollenhovia emeryi, 884 nucleotides long. It is a transcript of the gene Pfdn1, whose product is annotated as prefoldin subunit 1. Gene Ontology annotation, molecular function: protein folding chaperone. Lineage: Eukaryota; Metazoa; Arthropoda; Insecta; Hymenoptera; Formicidae. The transcript has 2 exons. Gene Ontology annotation, biological process: protein folding. The record is from RefSeq and is a predicted model, not a curated record. Gene Ontology annotation, cellular component: prefoldin complex; cytoplasm. Bases 148 to 528 code for a protein of 126 amino acids.
UUUACCUCCGCGGUAGUUGACGUAUAUGGUGUUGGGGUUAGAAACAUUGUACAAGAUACAGUUCACGACGUCGCUCCAGAAGGAAUCUGAGAUUUUCAGGAUCACGUUGGGUAAUUUUAUCCGUAGAAGAGACUGUGAUAAUCGACCAUGUCGAAGGUGCUGGACGAGGAGUUGAAGCAAGCCUUCUCCAAGCUGCACGAGAAGAUGGUGGACACUAAGCAGAAGCUAAAAUUGGCCGAUAUACAGAUCGAGAAGCUGCGGCGCACCAAGCAGCGGGCGGAGCUCACUACAAAGGAGAUCAGCAGCUUGCCCGACGAAACGAGGAUGUACGAGUCUGUCGGCCGCAUGUUCCUCUUAGAUAAAAUGAACAACGUCAAGGAUGGCUUGGACAGUAGGAUAAAAACGUCGGACGAGAAGAUCAAGACGCUAGAGAAUAACAAGACGUACCUACAGCGGAGCUUGAAGGAGAGCGAGAAUGAGAUCAGGGAAAUGAUCCAGCAAAAACAGAGCAAGGAGACCUCGGGUUAAGGGCUUGCACGUUCCACGUACGCGAACGCUAUCUCGAUCAUCGAUAUUCGUUUCUCAUCAGCAUCCUUCGAACCUUUUUGGGAUCACGGCCUGGGAUAUGUGUCUGUAAAUAUGCAGCGCUGCGGAAGAAAAUCCGCUGCCUCGCGCCUCGCACGUUCAUACAUUUUUGUAAUUGUGACACUUUUUGUUGUAUACUCUGCACGGAAUAAAGUAACGUCAGUGAACUCGAUAGCUUGCGAGAGUCAAAUCAAUUCGACUAUUUAAUUGUGCACAAAAUCGUUUGUAAGAGAGACGUGUGCGAAACUUAUGUAAACGACAAUGAUUAUAAUAAACAUUUUGAUCUUGUAGUUGGAAAA